AUGCCGGUCCUGUCAAUUGUGCUGACUCCACUGUCUCCCCCGGCAACCUUGGUGCCUCAUGCAGGGAACAUCAUUGGCUCUGGAAUCUUCGUCUCGCCGAAAGGUGUGCUGGAGAACGCUGGCUCUGUGGGCCUCGCUCUCAUUGUCUGGAUUGUGACUGGUCUCAUCACAGCUGUGGGAGCCCUGUGCUACGCUGAGCUUGGGGUCACCAUCCCCAAAUCUGGAGGUGAUUACUCCUACGUCAAGGACAUCUUUGGAGGACUGGCUGGGUUCCUGAGGCUGUGGAUUGCGGUGCUGGUGAUCUACCCCACCAACCAGGCUGUUAUCGCCCUCACCUUCUCCAACUAUGUGCUGCAGCCGCUCUUCCCCACCUGCUUCCCCCCAGAGUCUGGCCUUCGACUCCUGGCUGCCAUCUGCUUAUGUAAGUGCCAUCUGGGCCUUGCUCUCAGGAUGGCCUCUUUCAGCCUUCCUGGCGGCCCACAUCUCCGAUUCUCCUGCCUGUCCCUCUUUCUUUCCUUCCCUCCUUUAUUUUUCCCCCAUUACUUCCCUACAUGGCCCGUGCAUACACCAUACACUGUGCUGGAGGCUCCCUGCUGCUCGCAGGAAGAUUUUUCUGGCUUCAUCCACUUCUACCUCAGUCUGCCAGCUCACAUCUUAAAACUCUUUGGGAGGAGAGUACUGGGCUGGGAGGGAACUUCCUUGGGUGGUCUGUGGGCCAUCCCAGGCUUACCUGCUUUUCUCUCUACCAGGCUGUUCUUUGCUGGAGCCAGGGAAGGCCACCUUCCCAGCGUGUUGGCCAUGAUCCACGUGAAGCGCUGCACCCCAAUCCCAGCCUUGCUCUUCACAUGCAUCUCAACCCUGCUGAUGCUGGUCACCAGCGACAUGUACACACUCAUCAACUACGUGGGCUUCAUCAACUACCUCUUCUAUGGAGUCACAAUUGCUGGACAGAUAGUUCUUCGCUGGAAGAAGCCUGAUAUCCCCCGCCCUAUCAAGAUCAACCUGCUGUUCCCCAUCAUCUACUUGCUGUUCUGGGCCUUCCUGCUGAUCUUUAGCCUGUGGUCAGAGCCCGUGGUGUGUGGCAUUGGCCUGGCCAUCAUGCUGACAGGAGUGCCCGUCUAUUUCCUGGGUGUUUACUGGCAACACAAGCCCAAGUGUUUCAAUAACUUCAUUGAGUCGCUAACCCUGGUGAGCCAGAAGAUGUGUGUGGUUGUGUACCCCGAGAUGGAAGCAGGCUUGGGGAAAGAGGAGAUAAAUGGGGACACAGAGGAGCAGCGGCGGCCCAUCUACCAACCCACUGCCUCCAAGGACAAGGACUCGGAGCAGCCCCAGCCCUGAGGACCACCAUCCCCUCUCAGCUGGCUCCUUCCUCCUAUACCCUCUUUUUGCCCUCCUUCCCUGCCUGGGUCUCCCCAACACACACACACACACACACACACACACACACACACACACACACACCCUCUGCUUCUGUCAAGCAGGGACAGGACCUGGGUAUGGGUGGUAAGAAACUAUAAACAAAGACACUGACAUUUGUACCCAAAGAACCAGCCUCUCACCACUAGGGCCGGUGUCCUCACCAGGGCUGCUCCAAGCAGUGGGAGGAGAGUGGAGCUGCUGGGGGUACUCUACAGGGCCCUCCCCCCCCCACUUCCCUCCUCAGGAGCCCAGUUCAGUACUGCCUUCCCUCCCCAUUCCUGAGCCCAAGGGAGGCCUCUGCUCAGAGAAGCGGAAGCAACAGUGAGUCAGUUGGGGAGGGACAGACUCAAGCAAAUCUGUCAUCUUUAAAGUCAGCUGGAGAGACCCUUAUCACUCUCCGUUCACUAGGGACCCAAGAAAUCAGAGAGAUGCUUCCCUCUGCCCUCUCCUCUCCCCCUCCCCAUGGUACCUCCCCCCACCUCAGCUUGGGCUCCCUGUCCAGAGCAAGGUUCCUGGCAGGACACCACCUCCCUACUGAGCUAAGGACCAAUGAGCAGGAGAACUGCCCCCUCCCCCUAACCCAAGCCAGGCCUGUGGAACAGAUUGGGAAAGGCUCAAAUUGCAGAAACCCAGCCCUGCCCUGGUCUCCUGCAUCCUGACCCCCACUCAGUGCCAAAGCUUCCUGAAGCCAGAAAGUCUUCUUAUUUUCCAUGUAGUGGACAUUUCUCCCCUCGGGCAAAGCUGCUUAGCUCCUCCUCCUUCCCCACUCCAACCAGAAGGAGCAGUCACUCCAUGAUCCCUGCAGCUAUGCCCCCAACGUACCCCCAUGGAGCCAGCACUGCUGGCGCCCCCAUCAUGCCCUUUUCCUCUUCUCUGGCUUGGCUCCGGGACCAACCGGUGUGAAGGCUCCCCAAGCCCUUCAGGCCCGAAACCCAAGCCAAAUCAGCCUUAAGUCACCUCCCAUCCAAGAACUGGACCUAAAAAUACUCCCUGAUUUCUAACCCUCAGGACAGACCUGGUAUGAAAAGCCUUCCUGGAAUGGAGGGUGUUUUCCCACCCACCCCCCAGAAGUGUCCAUCCCGUAACCUUGGAGACUGGGGCGGGAGUGUCUUCUGAAGGCCAUUUCCUUCCUCCUCCCCCAACUCAGACACCCCCCUUUCUGGUCCCACCACCGCCCUGUCUUUGGACAGCCUCUGGGACAGGAUGAAAAAGCAGUGGCAGAAGGUACCCAUUUUGGGGAGCCAUUCUCUGUGGCAUGUGGACUUCUGGCCAUCCUGUGGGAGAGGCUUCCUUUCCCUUCGCUCCAAGGGAAGGCCACCGUGUUUACCCUGGGCCUUGCAGCCUCCCUGCCACACUUGCUGUGCUAAAGACUAGGAUCCUUUCAUCCCAAAGCAGGAGUGCCCCCUUUCCUACCUCCCCCUACCGUCUGUUUAGACUAGAAUCUGUGGGGAGUCCUCCUGGCUUGCUUGGCUCUCCCAGCUUCCCGGCUGGCCUGCCUGACCCCAACCCCACCCCCCACCCCCCUUGGUGAGAUGCCAGGUUUGGUUUGAGUUCCAGUCCCUUCAGAGUAGACCCCAGGUGGGCUGGGGCUGGCCCCUGGAGGGUCAGGGGACCAUCCUCCUCUUCCCUCUUCUCAUUCCUCCAACCUCCAUCCCUCCUUCAGUUGUUGGGGUUUAUUUGUUUGUUCAUUUGUUUCAUAAAGUGAAUGCCUUACUUUUUGGAUAAAUAUUUUUGAAGCUGGCGUUUCUAUUUCUUUUGGAUUUUUUAAUGUAAGGUGGUUUGGGGUGGGGAGGGCAUUAGUUAUACCUGGAUGAUAAUCUUCUGUCUUUGAGUUGGUUUAGGGUUAGAGUUUAUUUUGUGGAGGGUUUUUUUUUUUUCUUUUGAUGUAAUAAAAUUUUAAAUGGAAA
Messenger RNA from Leptonychotes weddellii (Weddell seal), 3326 nucleotides. The record is from RefSeq and is a predicted model, not a curated record. NCBI's taxonomy places the organism in Eukaryota, Metazoa, Chordata, Mammalia, Carnivora, Phocidae.